CGGCCACGCUCUGCCCCCGGGACCGGAACGCAGCUUCCCCGUGGGAACGGCUCCGCUCGCAGCCCUGUGGAAGGAAUCUCGCGGGCCGCCCCCCGCCGGAGACCCCCCACCCGGCCGGAGCGCAGAGGAGGGACAAAAUGGCGCCGCGAUUCAAACGCUGCGCGCUGCGUGCCGGCGGGGGGGCGGCGGGGGGGCGGUGUCCCGGCGGGGUUCACUGCGCCUGCGCCCGGAGUUGCAAGAUGGCGGACAGUGCGGAACUAAAGCAAAUGGUUAUGAGCCUUCGAGUUUCUGAGCUGCAAGUACUUCUGGGCUACGCGGGGAGGAACAAGCACGGCCGGAAACACGAACUUCUCACGAAAGCACUGCAUUUGUUAAAGGCUGGCUGCAGUCCUGCUGUACAAAUGAAAAUCAAAGAACUCUACAGGCGAAGGUUUCCUCAGAAAAUCAUGACACCCGCAGACUUAUCUAUCCCCAGCGUACACUCGAGCUCCAUGCCAGCAUUGUCUCCGUCUACCAUUCCACAGCUCGGUUACGAUGGCCACCCUGCCACAUCACCAUUGCUUCCCGUUUCUCUUCUGGGACCUAAACAUGAACUGGAACUCCCCCAUCUCACAUCUGCGCUCCACCCUGUCCAUCCUGACAUAAAACUUCAGAAAUUACCUUUUUAUGACUUGUUGGAUGAGCUGAUAAAACCUACCAGCCUAGCAUCAGAUAAUAGUCAGCGAUUUCGAGAAACCUGCUUUGCAUUUGCACUGACGCCACAACAAGUGCAGCAAAUCAGCAGUUCAAUGGAUAUUUCUGGGACCAAAUGUGACUUCACAGUACAGGUCCAGCUAAGGUUUUGUUUAUCAGAAACCAGUUGUCCACAAGAAGAUCACUUCCCACCCAAUCUGUGUGUGAAAGUAAAUGGGAAACCAUGCAGCCUUCCAGGCUAUCUUCCACCAACCAAAAACGGUGUUGAACCAAAGCGACCUAGCCGACCAAUCAACAUUACCUCACUCGUCAGAUUGUCCACCACGGUACCAAACACAAUCGUCGUUUCAUGGACUGCAGAAAUUGGGAGAAACUAUUCCAUGGCAGUCUAUCUGGUAAAGCAGCUGUCCUCGACGGUGUUGCUGCAGAGGUUGCGAGCGAAAGGAAUACGGAACCCUGACCAUUCUAGAGCACUGAUUAAAGAGAAGCUGACUGCGGAUCCAGACAGCGAAAUAGCAACAACGAGCUUAAGAGUUUCUCUCCUCUGUCCACUUGGUAAAAUGCGGCUGACUAUACCGUGUAGAGCCCUGACUUGUUCACACCUGCAGUGUUUUGAUGCCACUCUGUAUAUUCAAAUGAACGAAAAGAAACCAACCUGGGUUUGCCCUGUGUGUGACAAGAAGGCUCCCUACGAGCAUCUCAUUAUUGAUGGGUUAUUCAUGGAAAUCCUGAAGUAUUGUACAGACUGUGAUGAAAUUCAGUUUAAGGAGGAUGGCUCAUGGGCUCCCAUGAGGUCGAAGAAGGAAGUACAGGAAGUAACUGCAUCUUACAACGGAGUCGAUGGAUGCAUAAGCUCUUCCUUGGAACACCAGGUGUCUUCUCACCAACAGUCAAAUAAGAACAAGAAAGUAGAAGUGAUUGAUUUAACCAUUGAUAGCUCAUCAGAUGAAGAGGAGGAAGAACCACCUGCAAAGAGAAGCUGUCCUUCCAUAUCUCCAGCAUCCCCAUUGAACAAUAAAGGUAUCUUAAAUUUACCCCAUCAAGCAUCUCCUGUGUCAAGAACACCAAGCCUUCCUGCUGUUGACACCAGCUACAUCAAUCCAUCACUUAUCCAGGACUAUAGGCAUCCAUUCCAUAUGACACCUAUGCCUUAUGACUUGCAAGGUUUAGAUUUCUUCCCUUUCCUGUCAGGAGACAAUCAGCAUUACAACACAUCCCUUCUUGCCGCAGCAGCCGCGGCGGUUUCCGCAUCAGAUGAUCAAGAACUCUUACACUCUCGUUUUUUCCCAUACACUUCAUCUCAGAUGUUUCUCGAUCAGCUAAAUGCAGGAGGAAGCAGUUCUCUGCCAGCCACAAAUGGUAGCAAUAGUGGCAGUAACAGCAGUCUUGUUUCCUCCAACAGCCUGCGAGAGAAUCAUGGUCAUCCAGUUGCAAGUAGGAGCAGCACGGACACGGCGUCAAUCUUUGGUAUCAUACCAGACAUUAUUUCAUUGGACUGAUCUUUUGUUUUUUCUUUGUUGGAGUAAAUGAACUUGUCAGAGGAAA
Molecule: messenger RNA, 2238 nt
Organism: Colius striatus (speckled mousebird)
Lineage: Eukaryota; Metazoa; Chordata; Aves; Coliiformes; Coliidae
Gene: PIAS1
Product: protein inhibitor of activated STAT 1
Exons: 14
Coding region: 138-2192 (684 amino acids)
Biological process (GO): regulation of transcription by RNA polymerase II; protein sumoylation
Molecular function (GO): transcription coregulator activity; zinc ion binding; SUMO ligase activity
Source: RefSeq, a predicted model, not a curated record